Salvelinus sp. IW2-2015 is the source of this 3314-nucleotide messenger RNA. RefSeq names its product calpain-5. Lineage: Eukaryota; Metazoa; Chordata; Actinopteri; Salmoniformes; Salmonidae. The record is from RefSeq and is a predicted model, not a curated record. Gene Ontology annotation, cellular component: cytoplasm. Gene Ontology annotation, molecular function: calcium-dependent cysteine-type endopeptidase activity. Gene Ontology annotation, biological process: proteolysis.
UUUGGUGUGCGUCAGUGAAUGUGGGUUUUUCUGUUUGUUAAUGAGUGUGUUGGGGGUUAGGAGUGGAAAUACCAUUGCUGUGUGUUUUUGGUUGCUCCUUUGGGAGCCCUACGUGCUGCAGACCGUUGUCAUAGGAAGGGGACAGACAGGAGGACACAACCCUUUGUCUUUAGUGUGACGUCCCAGUAGAUUUUCCCAAGGUGUAUCAGAGGGGCAUUUUUGCAACCUUAUAAGGAACUUUAGGAUUUCUUUCGGAGUUUUAGGAGGACAAGCACAGUGACGACAUUCACACCAAACACAGAAAAACCUGUUGGAGCUCGUCAGUCAGUUUGUAGUUUCAAGGUUCCAGCGUCUGAACCAUGUUCUCCACGGCCACUUCAUACAAGAACCAGCAUUACUCUGAGCUGAAGAGGAAAUGUCUGGAGGACAAGGAACUGUUUGAGGAUCCAGAGUUUCCUGUCACCAAUGCAUCCCUGUUCUACAAGAAACCACCUCCUGGUAUGGUGGAGUGGAAGAGACCACGGGAGAUCAGUGAUGGGCCUCAUCUGUUUGUGGAGGGUAUCAGCUCCCAUGACCUGAACCAGGGGCUUUUGGGUAACUGCUGGUUUGUGGCGGCAUGCUCCUGCCUGGCGCUGAAGCCAGACCUCUGGCAGAAGGUCAUUCCUGACUGGAAGGAGCAGGAAUGGGACUCCAAGCACCCGGAGACCUACGCUGGCAUCUUCCACUUCCAGUUCUGGGUGUUUGGGGAGUGGGUGGAUGUGGUGGUGGAUGACCGCCUGCCCACCAUCAACAGAGAGCUCAUCUACUGCCACUCCAAAGUCAAAAACGAGUUUUGGAGCGCCCUGCUUGAGAAAGCCUAUGCCAAGCUKUCUGGCUGCUAUGAGUCGCUGGACGGGGGCAACACUGGGGAUGCAGUGGUGGAUUUCAGUGGAGCCGUGGCAGAGGCCAUUAACCUUGAGGCUGAAGCUUUCCACAAAGACCAGGGGAGAAUGGACAAACUGUUUGAGGACCUGUUCAAAGUCUACGACAGGGAUGGAAUAAUCAGCUGCUCCAUCAAGGCGUCUCCUUCUGAAAUUGAGGCACGGAUGGCAUGUGGGCUGGUGAAGGGCCAUGCCUACUCAGUGACUUCAGUGAAGAAAGUACGAUUGGGCCACGGGCUGAUGGCCUACUUCCAGAACGAGACCAUCCCCCUGAUUCGCAUGAGGAACCCCUGGGGAAAGAUUGAGUGGAACGGAGCCUGGAGUGACAGUUCAGCGGAAUGGAAAAAGGUUGGCAGCAUGGAGAGGAAUAAGCUUGGCAUCACAGUGGAAGAUGAUGGGGAGUUCUGGAUGGAGUUUAGAGACUGGUGUAAGUACUUCACAGAUGCAGACGUUUGUCGUCUCAUCAACACCUCCCUGCUCACCAUCGACAAGACAUGGAACGAAGUGAUGAUUUUGGGGAGUUGGACCAAGAAUGCAGAACCUCUGCGCAACCGCUGUGGAGGCUGCAUGAACCACAAACAUACCUUCUUGCAGAACCCCCAGUACCUGUUUGAGGUGACCAAGGAAGUGGAUGAGGUUCUGAUCUCCCUACAGCAGAGAGACAUGAAGAUCCACAGACGUAUCGGCCAGGGAGAGAACCUGACCAUCGGCUUCGCCGUCUUCAAGGUUGAACUGAAUAGGAAAUACCGCAUGCAUGACAUCAUCACCCAACUUAACGUGCAAACUACUACGUACAUCAACGCCCGCACGGUGUUCAUGAGGGCCACGCUCCCCAAGGGUCGCUACAUGAUCAUCCCCUCCACCUUCAAACCUGAGAUUCUGGGAGAGUUCAUGCUGCGUGUUUACACUAACGUAGACUCAGGAUGCAGAGAGCUGACAGAACACCAGCCCAGGAUGACGUGUUGGAGUAAGUUGACUGGCUACCCUGUUGCCGUGUCCCAGAUCUAUGUCCACGGAGCAGAGGGGCUGGAGAACCAGGACCGCACAGGGGGCGCGGAUCCAUAUGUGAUCGUAUCCUGUGAGGGCUCCUCAGUCCGGUCAACAGUCAAGGCGGACACCGUGAUGCCGGUGUUUGAUACCAGAGCCAUCUUCUACAGGAAGAAGCCCACAAAGCCAAUCACUGUGGAGGUGUGGAACAGUAAUGCUGUGAAGGACCAGUUCCUGGGCCAGGUGGUUCUGACAGGCUCAGUGAAGGACUCCACCAACCCCCAGAGGCUCCAGCUGAGGAAGAGUGGCAGAGCCAUGGCCGACGAGAUGCCUGGCUCCAUCACCCUCCGUAUCGUCACCUGCACCGAGCUCACAGACAUGUGACCUGGAUCAGCUGACUACUACCUGAGUCACAUUGACAAUGUGUACAACACUCUGUUGCCUCUGACACUUUGAACAGGGGCUCAUCACUACAAGGCAUAAGGUUAUCACUCAGAAUGACUAUCAAUGUGAGCUUACAAUAUAUUCUACUAAGGACUGCCAUGGUCAUGGACCAAGAAGCACCUACUAAAGACUGCCUUGGUCAUGGACCAAGAAGCACCUACUAAAGACUGCCUUGGUCAUGGACCAAGAAGCACUUACUAAAGACUGCCUUGUCAUGGACCAAGAAGCACCUCUAAAGACUGCCUUAGUCAUGGACCAAGAAGCACCUACUAAAGACUGUCUUGGUCAUGGACCAAGAAGAACCUACUAAAGACUGCCUUGGUCAUGGACCAAGAAGUAUCUUCAAGCCUUCUGGAGUUUUGUUUGUUCUUAUAGUGUUUUAUAAAGGGACAAGACAUUACUUUUUGAAAGAUGAAUAACUGUAAAUAUAUCAUUAUUUUAUACUAGACUAUACACUAUGAAACAUAAUAACUCUUCAGAGUAAUACGCAUACUGUAUCUGUAUACAACAUUAUGCAACUUAUACAUUCCAACAAUAUGUUUAUUAUCAUAUACAAAUAAAAGUGCCUCUUUUCAUAUUGCUGAAAAACAGCCAAAAGGCUCUUGCUGCAAAUAUUGGAAAGUCUUGAAAGAGCCGAAUGUAUCUAGAGUGUAAGUUUUGGACCAUGGUCAUAAAUUUGUGUCAUUCCACUGAACUUAUUGAAAUGUCUAAAGGGUAUGUACUGCCUCUAAACUACCAUAUUCCUUUGCUCGAAAUGUCUUGCCACUUUUAGUCCCUCUCUACUAACAGCAAAGAAAAGUGAAUCCAUUCAAACCAAAAAGUUAUUUUUGUAUUUUUUUUAAUUUCAGUUCAGUUCCCAAACUGCAGUAUUUCGUUGUUUUACACUCAAGACACAGCCAUGCACAAUUCAGAAUUCCAAAAAGUAUGUUGCUUUAACCACAAUUAAAAAUAGCUUAUCCAAAA